Eucalyptus grandis is the source of this 759-nucleotide messenger RNA. RefSeq lists its product as uncharacterized. Lineage: Eukaryota; Viridiplantae; Streptophyta; Magnoliopsida; Myrtales; Myrtaceae. The record is from RefSeq and is a predicted model, not a curated record. The coding region runs from base 1 to 759 and encodes 252 amino acids. The transcript has a single exon.
AUGGCCGGCGAAGCAUUCGAACUUCAGGAGCGGCCGGAAGAUCCGGAGGAAGACGGCGAGGCCCUCUCGCUCUCCGACUUCCCGCUCGUCACGACGGGUCAGCCCCGCAAUGACUCCGGUCCCAACAACUUCUCCGACCGCCCUCGCCGCUCCUCCUCCGAGCCUCCGGAGUUCUUCGAGUUCCUCAUCGACCUGGGCGCCCACAUGCGCUCCGCCGACGACCUCAUCGUCUCCGGGAAGCUCGUCACCCUCCACGACCAGUCUCCUCCGCCGUUGUUCCCCCGCGGCGCGCCGACGUGCCGCCGCUGCGACUCUCUUUCCGAGCUCGAGCGGUCGUCGGUCUCUCGGUCGAGCAGCCCGAAGGCGCAGCUCGCGAGGAGCAGCCGCUCGCUCAACUACCGGAAGCCCCGCCGGCCGUCGAGCUCUCUGGUAGCGCGAGAGGCGGAGCGGACGACGCCGUCGUCGUCGGGCAGGGGCGUCGCGAGGCCGGACUCGUUGGCGAGGAAGCCGUCGCGGCCCCGGUGGCGCGUUCUGCCUUUCGGGGCCCUGAGGCUGCCGGCGGAGAUGGAGCUGCGGGACAUGCGGAGCCGGCAGCUGCGCAGGAACCCGUCGACGCUGUUCGCCACGCCGGCGCCAGCGCCGUUGCCGGCCGACGGGGGCGGUUGGAAGGGCUCGUGGAAGCUGAUCAGGGCGCUGAGCUGCAAGGACCCGACGAGCGUCGCCGUCGCGACGUCGCUCGCCUGCCUGCCGCACGUGUGA